This is a messenger RNA of Penaeus monodon (black tiger shrimp), 1197 nucleotides long. Its product is annotated as paramyosin-like. The transcript is spliced from 5 exons. NCBI's taxonomy places the organism in Eukaryota, Metazoa, Arthropoda, Malacostraca, Decapoda, Penaeidae. Bases 339 to 968 code for a protein of 209 amino acids. The record is from RefSeq and is a predicted model, not a curated record.
ACAACGCAAGGCCCGUCCCUCACCUGCUCGUACUGUUGUGAAUCGUAUAUUUCUCCUUUUUAAUCGAAUUCUGUAUCAUCAAUCAUUAUUUCUGAUAUUCGUAAACGCCGAAGGACCACAGUGCUGCGUGAUCUCCGUCGAGAGAUGUGGGAGUUCUACGUCUUACAUAUUUCUUCGUUAUAGAAAUCGAUCGUCUGUUGUUUUCAUGACGUCACAUGCAUGACCUUCAUUCUGGACUGAGAACACGACAGAAAAUAUGUGGCUGCAGGACUUUCUAACCGGCAACUGGCAAACAGUGUAAUUGCGGACUUGUAUUUACUCGAAAGCACGUCUCCACCAUGGGCUUCGGCAGGCGGUGCGGGUGCUGGGCCCUCAGCGAGCUCGAGUUGGAGAGGUCGAGGCAUCAGGCAACCCUCGAGGAGAACACGAGAUACCAGCGACACAUACAGGAUCUCCGUGACGAGUUGUCGACCAUGCACGCUACGGUGGCCGACCUGGAACGCCGGUAUUCUGAUCUCUCAGCCCGAUACCGUGGCACUGUGGCGUCUCUGGAUGAGGUAAACGACACCACACUACGACUGAAAGACCACUCGUCCGAUCUCACCGACGAAAACCGACGACUUCGGUUGAACUGCGAGAAACUACAGGAAGAGGCCCGAAGUCUCCGAGAACAGCUGCAGAACGCCCUUGCCGACGCUGAGGACGAGCACCGACGUCGGGUCUCGAGCGAAGUGUCCCUCUCCCGAGACCUCGCCGACACCGAACGCAAAUUCACCAUUAAACUCCGUCGGGCCAAUUCCCUACAUGACAUGGACAAAGUACACCUCCGUCAGGACCUCGAUCGCCUGUACCACGCCCUCAAACGGGAGAAGUACACGAACAAGUACUGGCGGGACUAUCGUCACCAUUAUUACUGUGGUCAUCAUGACUGCGUCGAUUGUGUGUACGAUCCCAUGUUGUUGGACUGAGGACAUGGAAGACGCAAGGGAUUUUUUUUUUCAUUUAAUUUAUUUAUUUCUUCGGAUAUGGCCCUUCUCUUUGUUUAUUUUGAGGCUUGGUUAUGUCCGAUUCUCAAUGGUCUUUCUUUAUUUUCUGAUGUUUGGUGUUCGAUUAUGAAAGGAAAAUACUAUGUGAGUUUUGAUUAUUAUAUGCAACGUUUAUUAUUCGAAUUAGUAAUAAAUCACGUUCACACACACA